Phyllopteryx taeniolatus (common seadragon) is the source of this 5250-nucleotide messenger RNA. RefSeq lists its product as uncharacterized. Gene Ontology annotation, biological process: apoptotic process; negative regulation of autophagy; positive regulation of apoptotic process. The transcript has 5 exons. The record is from RefSeq and is a predicted model, not a curated record. The coding region runs from base 1 to 786 and encodes 261 amino acids. Gene Ontology annotation, cellular component: myosin complex. Lineage: Eukaryota; Metazoa; Chordata; Actinopteri; Syngnathiformes; Syngnathidae.
AUGAAUGGGCAGCGGCAGACGCAAAAACAGAUUGAGAGGACGACAGGAAAGCCGGAAGAGGCGUGGCCUCCGACCAAGGCGGGCGGAGUCUCCAGGAGCUGGGCAAAACACAAGCCCCCCGCCCGCCUCGCGCAAACCCAAACACGCCGCAAGACGAGCGGAACUAACGCCAGUCUGUUGGAGAAAGACAACAAAACGAGCCCACCUGUCAACAUAGCACCCAUUGGCACGGAAAGCGCGUUUCCUGGCGGGAAUUUACCGCUGAGGCGUCUGAUGGACGAUGAAGAGGAAGACACGUCGCGGCCCACCUCGCAGCUCCGGGGGACCGCCUUCGGGGACUUCAAGUACGAAGAGCGGGCCGCGCAGAUCGCGUCUCGUCGGACCGCCGCCGUCGUCGCCGUGCCGGCGAGCGGCUCGCGGAUGCGGCGUCGGGUUCCCUUUCACGGCAACGCCGCGCUGCUCUUGCACUUGCCCGCGCAGUUCGAGCCCCUGGAGGACCGGGGAGCGAGGCGGGCCGCCGCGGCAGAGGAAGAGAGGCGGCGGCGGGAGGAGGAUGACAGGCUGGCGGAGAGGCCCGGCCGGCGGCGGGCGGCGUUGAGCCCGGAGACGCAAAUCGGACAAAAACUCCGGGAGAUCGGAGACAAGUUCCAGCAGGAUCACAUUGACCUGUUCCUGGGGCAGCAGAGACAAAACUUGCCCGUCUGGAUGCGCCUCACCGUGGCCCUGUUUGGCUUCCUCUUCCCCAGACCGCCUCCGGUCCCUCGGCUGAGGGGCGAGCACAGAUGAAGUGCCGGUCCCGCCCCCGUUUACCCCCUCCCUCCCCCGAGCACCGCUUCGUUCUCCCCUCACUGGAACGGGACCAGACUUUUUAGAGAUGGCACUGUAAGAUUGAACACGGGUUUUCGGAGUUUUGUUUUUAUGAAGAAGAGAUCAAGAAAAAACUCUGGUCACCGCUGGACGGAGACUGAUGGCGUUUUGGGUUUUUUUCUCCCCCUCAUAUGUUCCCUCUUUUUCUUGUUCAAGAAGAAGCCAUUGAGUUUGAAGAGCUAUUUUGGAAAUACGACUUGUAAGAUGACCUAUUUUGUACAGCUUUUUUUUUUCUUUUUUUUUUUUUUUAAUUUGUUCUCGGAGGUGAACUCUCAUCAUCAGUCCCGGGAAUGCCUUACGAUUCUCUCCCGCCACUGGAUCGAGGAAGAAGAAAAAGCGUGGACGGGGGAAAAAAACUAGUGGUUUUGUUGCGUUAUUCCUCCAAGAAUAAGAACCUCGACUUCCCUUUUUGACGCUUUCACACUGGCUAAUUUGAUGGCGUAUCGCCAGCCGACCAUCGCCGCUCUCGUCCGCCAGCCGCCUACUUGAAGUGACGCCGCGCAGGCGGACAUUUUGCAAGUGGGGAAGCGUGCAGUCAGGGAAACACGGAAACAAUCACGACCACGGGGAAGUUUUUGGGUGACAAAACUUGUCAGGACAAUCUUUUUAAGCGAGAGGAUGAGCAAUAUUCCAAAAACGUAAAUCGACAUCACUUGAAGCGGGGUACACACAUAUCGAUAACUGAUUAUCAACCCACCCGUGACGAGGAAACAAUACCGUGAGUGUUCUUAUGGCUCUUAUCGUGGGUGGUGUACACAACCCGUCACGCGCGUACUGAUAUUUCCACUGCUAACGUGUAUGUGCAGACGUUCAACUAAGAAAUGCGCCUCACAGCGUGUUUUGUGUUGAACUUUGGUCAUUCACUCCAUGAACUCCGUCAUCUUUUCUCACCAUCGCGACACCCACGUUCUACUACCUACCGCCGCACAUACACACUCUGUUGGGAGCGCGGGGUGCUUAAACUGCUCCAACUUCCGACAAUUCCAGUUGACGAAUAUAAAUGUCCACGGCAGUGAAGGAGUUAAUUAUGAGUCUUAGAAGUGGGAGUACCAAGACUGACACGUGAGAGGCGCCAUUGUCCAGACUGCAGGAAAAUACAGGAAGAUGAGUAGUAGUAGUAGUAGUAGAAGAAGAACGCGUUAGCAUCUCUGGGAAGUAGAUUGCUCUUUCGAACUCUGAUCCUCGGCCCGGCCGAUUGGCGAUAGUCGUAAACGCUGAACAGGUUUAACAUUUACGAUUGUCAGCCUCAGUCAUCGCUCAGGAUAAUCUUUCAGAAGCAUCCGACAAUCAGGAAAUGGUUACCUCGAUCGCAAGAGAGAGAAAAAAAAAUGCUGCGAUUAGGCCGAAUUAUCGGUAAAUGUGUACCCUGCUUAAUCCGAUGAUCUCUCUGCAACUGUUUGGGUCGAGGUCACGCAGAUGAUGUCCGCUCGGUUUGUUGUACACAUGUACGAAGUUUUGAGCAAUUUCUUCAACAACAGCUUUUGUACAGUUUGUGGGCCCACUUUACGACUAAAUUCUUGAGUCUUGGGGGGGGGGGGGGGGGGGGGGGGGGGCACUACUCCUCAACUAGCCGCUACUCGAUUUUUGUACUACUUCCACUCUUUAAAUGUUUGAAUAAUAUCCUGUUUACAACAAGUUGUACCUGGUAUGGCUCUUUAGUGAAACCCAUGAAAAGCACGUUUUUAUAAUUCCUUGUUAUUCACUGGAUUGAAUCAUAGAAUUUGUUUGAAAUAUUUUUCAUUCUAGACUCGACUGUUGAAAAUGUAGGGUUUUUUUUUUUUUUUUUUUUUUUUUGGUCUAUGUCUUCUGCCAGAUUCUCAUUCAUCAAUUUUUGGACAAGGGAGCAAUUUCAUGUAAUAUUCUUAAUUUGCCAAAGAAGUGUUCAGUGUCUUCUAAAGGCACUCCGAGGGUGUGGUGCCUUGAGAUACAAGUUUACUUUGUUCUGUGACUGCGCUUGUAUGUCAAAAUUCUUGUAUCUCAAAUUCGUGCUUUUAUCCGAAGACAAAAAACUCAAAAUACAAAAUGGGCAAGCGACAGUUCGGAUCUUGGAAGUCAAGGCGCUCGUAUGUCAAGGCACUGCUGUAUUUUUCAGAUUGUUUUGUAAACACACUGACCGAGUCUGUAAAUAUUUGGAAAGUCAAAAUAUGAUCCCGAUAUUUGCUGAAGGAAAUUCAGUGGGAUGCCCAUCCCUAAUCGACGCAACCAGUUAGUUGGACAUAUUCUUUUGCUUUUGUGUUGAAAGACACUGAGGACUUUUUGGGGUCAUUAUUUUUGUUUUCGGAGCGAGUAGUUGACAGCCUGAUGCUUUUGAAUUAUGAUUUUCUUUGAUUGGACAGAGCGAGACCUCCGUGUUUGUUUCCUGCAAACACCGAACGCUGAGCCAAUUGGGACUUUUAACGCCGUCUUUCCCUUUAGCCGAGCUUAACACGGCCCAUCUCCCGGAAUGAAUAUUUCUUAAUUUAUUUGCGUAUUUAUUUUUGGUGUAUCUCUGCGCCUGUACAGCAGCUAGCUCGGUCGUCGUCGUCGAUUGAUGCGCAUUGGGCCGUGCGCUGGAGGCGGGGCCUGUGUGACGAGGUGGGACUCGAGCGGAGGCGGGCAACCUUUGACCUUUUUGGGGCCUUUUUAAUUUUGGGGAUAUUCCUCAUAGAGCUAUACUAAAUUUAUCCUAGUGACAAUUUUUUUUCCUCCUGUUUCAACUUUAUUCUCAUAAUAUUGCAAUUUCAAUUGUACGUUCCUCCCCCACCCUAAUUGUGUUACGUCUUUAUUUUUGAGCUCCUAUAUUCCCCCCCCGUAAUAUUACAACGUCAUUCUCAUAAAAUGCAGUCGUUUUUUUUCCCCCUGGUAAUAUUACGUCAAUAUUUUUGUUUCAAAAAUUCUCAUACAUGUUGAAAAAUUGUAAUAUUAUGACUAUUGCUGUAAUUGCAUUUAUAUUCUUGAAGUGUUACAACUUCAUUUUCCCCGACAUUCUUUUUUUUUUUUCAUGUAAUAUUUCUAUUUAUUUUGUAUGAAAUAAAAUAAAAAUGUAAGCCGUAAUAGAAUGCUAUACAAAAUUUAGGACAGUGAGAAUUUUUCCUCUGAAAGCCAUACGGAGCUUACGACAACCGGUGCAUUUUGGGGGCUUUUCAAAACUUCUUUGUUCUUUUUUUUGGGGCCCCGAGCGUGGCAGGUUUGACCCCCGACCCCGACCCCCUUUACCCACCCCAGCCGGACUAAAGCCAUGUGCCUCGCGCGCGUUCUCCCUGCCGAGUCCCGACGAACCCAACGGACAAUCAAAUCUGUACGAAAACGUGCCUUGUGACGAAGACGACCGCUCGCGUCGUCUUCGUCGUUCGAUUCCCAAGCGCGGUGUCGCAACCGGCGAGGCACGGACAACUUUUCGCCACGAUUUUUGACUGUUUGCUCUCAAUGUGCACUGUACAAACAAACAAAUGUGGUGGUUGUUGUUGUUGUUGUUUUUUUAAUUGACUUGUUUCUACUCCCGUGCUGAACUUCCUUCCUGCUCUUUUUGUAACACUCUGGACGAGGAGGAAUGAGUCACCACCGGUGCCCAGUAUUACGCCGCCGUCUUCUUUUAAGUUGAGCCUUCAGUGUCUUUUUGAUAUCACUUCAGGAGAACGAGUGCAUCGAAACUGUCAAGUGCUGUGAUUUGCUGUUGUUCUUUUUUGGGGGGGUUUCGUUUUAUACAAGUUCAAUGAGAAUUUGACACAAUUUGUAUUGAGGAUUUUUCAAUUUUUCUAAGACAAAAAGAGCAAACGAAACCACUCGGAUGCUCUUUUUUUGUUUUGUUUGUUUUUUCCAAUGUUGUGGCAUUUUGGGGAAAUAUUUGAAGACAUUUUGGAUAAGUCUGCUGUGUCACUCCGUUUAAGGGCUUUUUUUCAAUAGCUGUAAAUGAAGUUUUAAAAAAAUGCAUGUCCAACAUUCCUGAUUAUAAGAUGAAGAAAAAAAAACAAUCUGUAUCUAAAGUUUUUUUUUGAAUGUAAUUAAAUGGAGUAGGAAAGUCAAGUCUGUCCAUACAUGAAGUGAACAGUAGAGCCUCUUUGUUUAGUUUUUCUGGCUUUUUGUGUUUUUUUUGUUUUGUUUUGUUUUUGGCUUUCUUUGGCGUUCCAAAGUGGUCUGAAGGAUUUCACAGUGUCGGACAUUUUGCGAGGCCCAGUCCAGAUGUAGCAGUUUGCGUCCUCGGAGCGUCGGCUCCCCGGCGUGUCGUCUUGGGGACGGACGGGAAGAGGACGGGAGGACGUGGCUUCAGAUUUCCUUUUCUCGUGCAAUAUGCUGUACAUAACAGCUUGGCUCUGCGCAAUCUUGCAGUCUCUUCAUUUCUUUUCAUGUUCACUGGGUACUUUUUGCAGGUUUUUUUCCCCCAUUAAAACUUUAUGGACAACAAAA